AAUAGUAGCUAGUUUCAUUCCUUUUAAAAAGGUCAUUCUUCUCUUUCUCUUUCUUUCAUUCUCAAUGGAUAAUAAUCUCUGUAAUUCUCUAUCCAUCAUGUCUUCUUCCAUUGCUGAUGCAAUCAUGAACAAUCAACGCAACUUUCUUCACUGCCCACCUUCUUCUUCUUCUCCUCCUUUCUCUCAACAUCCCAAGUCCAUGGAAGAAGAAGAGCUAAGACAAACACUUGCUAUAGCUCAAAUGGAGCUCGAAGCCACAAGACAAAAAGCAGAUGAAGAACUCAGAAACAAAGACAAUCAAUUAACCCAUCUCAAAUUCCUUCUAUCUCAAGCCAAUCUAGAAAAACAAGAAUCAAGUAGGACUCUUCAUAGACUCCUCUCCGACAAAUUCAUCCUAAAACAAAAGAUUCACCAUUUACAGCACCAGAAUCAGAUUCAGAUUCACCAUGGAAUCUCCGACGAAUCUGGAAUUGGAUUGGACUACAUUGAAGACGAACAACCCAGAAGGAAAUUAGACUAUAACAGUAGUAACGCCAACAACAAUGGGUUCUCCGAUUCCGAUGAAAGUAUUGUUUCUUCUCCGGCAGAACAGGAUCCUAUGACCCGUUUAGUACUCGACCAACCAUUGCCGGAAAAGGGGAAGCUUUUACUGGCGGUUAUGAAAGCAGGUCCACUUUUACAGACCCUCAUGUUGGCUGGGCCUUUACCACAGUGGCGACAUCCGCCGCCGCCACUUGACUCAUAUCAAAUUCCGCCUCCGCCGGUGGUGAUUCCGGCGCCGGCAACGAAUGUUAACAAUAAUGAUGAACGGGUUAAGGUGAUGAGGAAAAGAGAGCUUUGUGGAGGAUCUGAUUUUGCUCAGAAUAAGCAUCCAAGAUUUGUUCUUUGACAUCAUGAUGAUGAUGAUUAAUUGAAAUUGAAAUCUAAUCUCUAGUACUUUUUUUAUUAUUAGUACUAAAUUUGCUAAUUAUAGUCUCAUUAAUGCCAAUUGU
This is a messenger RNA of Impatiens glandulifera, 992 nucleotides long. RefSeq lists its product as uncharacterized. The coding region runs from base 65 to 889 and encodes 274 amino acids. The transcript is spliced from 2 exons. NCBI's taxonomy places the organism in Eukaryota, Viridiplantae, Streptophyta, Magnoliopsida, Ericales, Balsaminaceae. The record is from RefSeq and is a predicted model, not a curated record.